Engraulis encrasicolus (European anchovy) is the source of this 3360-nucleotide messenger RNA. It is a transcript of the gene znf438, whose product is annotated as zinc finger protein 438. The record is from RefSeq and is a predicted model, not a curated record. Gene Ontology annotation, cellular component: nucleus. The transcript is spliced from 6 exons. Gene Ontology annotation, molecular function: RNA polymerase II transcription regulatory region sequence-specific DNA binding; DNA-binding transcription factor activity, RNA polymerase II-specific. Lineage: Eukaryota; Metazoa; Chordata; Actinopteri; Clupeiformes; Engraulidae. Bases 203 to 2197 code for a protein of 664 amino acids. Gene Ontology annotation, biological process: regulation of transcription by RNA polymerase II.
ACAGUUGUGAAGAUUUUUGUCGUUCUGCAUGAAAUUAUGAGGAUGAUGCAUGGUCUACAUUUAUGAAGGAAGUCCAUCACCGUGCGGAGAACCCCGCCAAGAGGUGAAAAGCGGGAGAGGGUGAUCGGAGAGGAGAGGAGAGGAGAGGAGGACAGAGGAGAGGAAAGCAGGAGACUGGUGAGGUGAGAGCGUCCCCUCCCCAAUGAAGAGCCUCCAGUUCCGCAGCAUCGCCCCUAAGGCCCCUCCCCCUCCCCCAGCCCUGCUCUCAGAGACAAAGACCAACCCCAGCCCCCUGCUGGUCCCCGCACAGAACUAUGCCCUCAUGCAGGUGGCCGGUCAGGAAGGCACCUUCUCAUUGGUCCCCUUGCCCGCUUCUCCCUCCCCCACUGCCUCCUCGCCACAGCAGCAGCCAAUCAGCAAGAGCCUCAAGCUGCCCAUCCCCAGGUACCAGCCAAUGAGAAGCAAGGGAACGCCGGAGAAGGCGGGCAACAGCAAGACGGGCGGCAGCCCUGCCAAGGUUGCCAUGAUGACGCCGGCCAGAUUGUCCAUCCAAUCAAAAGCCUCGGAGGUGGCCACCGUACCCAAGGAGUCACACUGUGAUUCGCUGGUGUUUGCGUCGGAGGCGGGCUCAGAGGGUAAAAAGGCCGGCCCUCCUCUCGGGACGUUGGCCCCUAAGCCACUGGCCGUCGCCAUGCCAACCAACACAACAGACAUGAUCCCGCCCUCUUGCCAAGUCACGCCUGAGAAGAAGUGUCAGUCGGCUCCGAGCCAGCCAAUCACGGUGCUUUCUCCGGCGCUGUUUGGGAAGACGGUGAAGCUCAUCUCGCCCCCUCCCUCGGGGAAGCUGCCUAUCCUGCCUUACUCCCGCGUCAAGGACAAACUCCUAGCCAAUAGCGCCUCAGCUAACACCCCUGUUGUCCCUCCUCCCGCCCAGCCUCCCGUUCCGCCUCCACCUCCUCCCUUAACCAAUCGGAGGUCUCUGUUGCCGCUCCGACCGACGACCAGCCAAUCAGUGAAGAGGAAACGCGGCCGGCGCAGGAAGACGGCAGAGGACAUCUUGGCUCUGGAGGCUCGCAGGAAGAGGGCGUUGACCUUCUUUAGACGACGCCCACAACAACAGCCACCACCCACACCACCACAGCAACAAGCCGCCGCCGCCCCCGACAACAACAAGCCGCCUCCCACUUCCCCGUUAUGCCCCUCCUCUUCCAGAAAGUAUCGCAGCAUCCGACCCAAACCGGAUCCGUCUGUGGGUCAAACUCCUCCCCUUCUGCUGACCUCAUCAUUGUCACCGUCAUCAUCGCUAUCAUCGUCACCGCCUCAGCCCGCUAGUUUGACCCUCCACCCCUGCCCCACCUGCGGACGCUGCUUCCAGCACAAGCCCCACCUGACCAGUCACAUGACCACCCACCUGCUCUCCUCCACCAAUCACGGCAAGGCGUCGUCAUCACGCCCUCCCCCGUUGUCCCGGCCCUCUCUGCGGUGUCCCUUCUGCCAGAAGUCCUUCAGCUACGUGGGCGUCUUCUUCAGCCACCUGAGGGAACUGCACAGGGUGAUACUGACAGUGGAGCCCUCUAUUGCCCAACAUGAGGAACACACGCCUGGCUCUGAGUCUGGAGAGGAGGAGAUGGAGGACCCUGUGGAGCUGCAGAUCAAAUGUGGACGAUGCCAAGCGGUCACACCCACCUUCUCAGACAUGCAGCUACACCUCCAUUAUGUGCACGGCCAAGGUCAAGGGGUGGAGCCUGGGCCCUCAGGCGGCGGGGUCUUAUCACAGUCGUCUUCGUCCACUGCUCCGAUUGGUGGAGGCCGGACGGUGGAGGAGGAGCUGGUCAAGCAUGCGGCGCACUAUUGGAGGCAGCUGAACGAGAGGCGGGGCGGCAUGCGGAGGCGGGGCCUAUACCAGGAAAUGUUCCCGUCCAGACUCCACAGGCGCCAUCCCUAUCGCUUCGGGUCGGGGGCGGGGACAGCGGCGAGCCAGCAGCCAGGGCCAGGGCUGUCAUUGGUCAGGACUGGGGGGCGGGGCUUUGACUGUUUCUUGUGCAGCGCGCUAUUGGACAGCAAGCAGGAAGUGCUGGAGCACUGGAGGGGGCGCCACCACUGUGAAAAGCCGGCCCUCUUAUGGGAGGUGCUUAGCGGAGAGGGAAAAUCCAUAGAUGAUGCAACAACAAUAGCAGCAGCUUCGAGUGACGCUUGAUGUCCAACAAAUAAGAUAAUUGUGAAUGUGUGUGUGUGUGCGCGCGUGUGCGUGUGUGUGUGCCACUGAUGUGUAUCAGAGUUUGUGUUCCAGUGUGUACCGGUAUAUUGCACACAUGAAGGUGUGUGUGUGUGUGUGUGUGUGUGUGUGUGUGUGUGUGUGUGUGUGUGUGUGUGUGUGUGUGUGUGUGUGUGAGUGUGAGUGUGUAAGAGAGAGAGAGAGAGAGAUACAUGUAAGUCACUACUACAAACUUGUUCCGCUGUUCUGCCACGUAACCAUGUUCAGUUGCACUGCAUUCGUCAUUUGAAUGUCAACUUCUUCAAACUUUUUUGUUGUUGUUUUUGCUUGAGUUGCUAAUUUAUACAAUUGUUUUGACGUGUUUUUCCUACAAGAGUGUGUUGUGUUCUCACUGUAAAUAUAAUUUGUAUAAUUUGAGUGUUUUUGUUCGAUGCUAAGUUCAUGUGGUUAUUCACUACAAAGCAGAGGAGAGAGAUCUGAUCUAGGUCCACGAAGCCUUCAGAAAACAAAACCAGCCAAUCAUGCCUCUCUUUCAAGUUUUGUUAUUAUUUCAUCAGCCAAUUGCAGAUUUCGCCUGUGUUGCACUGGCUAACCUGGGGUCCGUAUCUCGAAAGCGUCUUUGCUAACGACGUUACCAACGUCCUUUGUAAGAGCGACUCAACUCUCUCUCGACAGUGACGCUCACCACUAAAUCCAAGGGAAUGGUGUUACGUCUUAAGACGGUUUUAAGACGGUUAGCAAUGACAAGAAUCGAGAAACGGACCCCAGAGCUCAUCAUGUUCUCAGGAUGAGAAACUGAGUCAAGGACCUUCAGGUGUGAUUGGGUGUUAAUGGGUGACAUCAUAAUGCAAACUUUUGACUGUCAUAUAAAGACAUUUUCAAGGACAGACAACGACACAAAACAAAGCCCAAUUUGAAUGUCCACCCAUGUGUGUUAGAUCGUGUUUAGGUGUGUGUGCGUGAAUGUGUGUGUUGUGGCUUACUGAUUGUCAGAUGUCUAUAUUGCUUUUCCAAAAAAAAGAAACCAGACUGUUGUUCAACUGUGUGCAAAUGAUGUAACAGUAAAAAAACAAAACACAUUAUUGACAGGGUAACUGAAUGUUUCACACCAUAUAAACGAUAAGCAUACUGUUCUAAUAGAUAUA